Molecule: messenger RNA, 3690 nt
Organism: Oryctolagus cuniculus (rabbit)
Lineage: Eukaryota; Metazoa; Chordata; Mammalia; Lagomorpha; Leporidae
Gene: AP3B2
Product: adaptor related protein complex 3 subunit beta 2
Biological process (GO): intracellular protein transport; vesicle-mediated transport
Cellular component (GO): membrane coat; AP-3 adaptor complex
Source: RefSeq, a predicted model, not a curated record
UGCGGACGCGCCCUCGGCUCGCCGCCGCCGGUGCCUUUAAGAACCUCGGCGCGCGGCCCUGAUUGAUGCGCCCGCGCACAGCAGCAGCCCCGCCGCCAACUCCACCACCCGCAGCUUCUGCAGAGCGCGGGCCGCGCACCGACCUCGUCCGCCCAGCGCGGCCUCCCGGCCUCGGCCCCGGCGCGGACCCCGGCCCCGCAGCCUCCUCCUGCCCAGCGAAGCCCUACCCCCGGCCUCCCCAUGUCGGCCGCCCCCGCCUACAGCGAAGACAAGGGCGGCUCCGCCGGCCCCGGGGAGCCCGAAUACGGCCACGACCCGGCGAGCGGCGGCAUCUUCUCCUCCGACUACAAGCGGCACGAUGACCUGAAGGAGAUGCUGGACACUAACAAGGACUCCCUCAAGCUGGAGGCCAUGAAGCGGAUCGUGGCGAUGAUCGCCCGCGGGAAGAACGCCUCGGACCUGUUCCCCGCCGUGGUGAAGAACGUGGCCUGCAAGAACAUAGAGGUGAAGAAGCUGGUGUACGUGUACCUGGUGCGCUACGCCGAGGAGCAGCAAGACCUGGCCCUGCUGUCCAUCUCCACCUUCCAGCGUGGCCUGAAGGACCCCAACCAGCUGAUUCGCGCCAGCGCCCUUCGCGUUCUCUCGAGCAUCCGCGUGCCCAUCAUCGUGCCCAUCAUGAUGCUCGCCAUCAAAGAGGCUGCCUCGGACAUGUCCCCCUACGUGCGGAAAACAGCCGCCCACGCCAUCCCCAAACUCUACAGUCUGGACUCGGACCAGAAGGACCAGCUGAUAGAGGUCAUCGAGAAGCUGCUGGCCGACAAGACCACGCUGGUGGCCGGCAGCGUGGUGAUGGCCUUCGAGGAGGUGUGCCCCGAGCGCAUCGACCUGAUCCACAAGAACUACCGCAAGCUGUGCAACCUGCUCAUCGACGUGGAGGAGUGGGGCCAGGUGGUCAUCAUCAGCAUGCUCACCCGCUACGCGCGCACGCAGUUCCUGAGCCCCACCCAGAACGAAUCCCUGCUGGAGGAGAGCCCCGAGAAGGCCUUCUACGGCUCGGAGGAGGACGAGGCCAAGGGCCCGGGGUCGGAGGAGGCGGCCGCCGCGGCGCUCCCGGCCCGGAAGCCCUACGUCAUGGACCCCGACCACCGGCUGCUGCUGCGCAACACCAAGCCGCUGCUGCAGAGCCGCAGCGCCGCCGUGGUCAUGGCGGUGGCACAGCUCUACUUCCACCUGGCGCCCAAGGCCGAGGUGGGCGUCAUCGCCAAGGCGCUGGUGCGCCUGCUGCGCAGCCACAGUGAGGUGCAGUACGUGGUGCUCCAGAACGUGGCCACCAUGUCCAUCAAGCGCCGGGGCAUGUUUGAGCCAUACCUGAAGAGCUUCUACAUAAGGUCCACCGACCCAACCCAGAUCAAAAUCCUGAAGCUGGAAGUGCUCACCAACCUGGCCAAUGAGACCAACAUCCCUACUGUCCUGCGCGAGUUCCAGACCUACAUUCGCAGCAUGGACAAGGACUUCGUGGCAGCCACGAUCCAGGCCAUUGGGCGCUGUGCCACGAACAUAGGCCGAGUCCGCGACACCUGCCUCAGCGGCCUGGUGCAGCUCCUGUCCAACCGUGAUGAGCUUGUGGUUGCAGAGUCGGUGGUUGUCAUUAAGAAGUUGCUGCAGAUGCAGCCAGCACAGCACGGGGAGAUCAUCAAACACUUGGCAAAGCUCACAGACAACAUCCAGGUGCCCAUGGCCCGAGCCAGCAUCCUGUGGCUCAUCGGCGAGUACUGUGAACAUGUCCCCAGGAUCGCGCCGGACGUCCUGAGAAAGAUGGCCAAGUCGUUCACGGCGGAGGAGGACAUCGUCAAGCUGCAGGUCAUCAACCUGGCGGCCAAGCUGUACCUGACCAACUCCAAGCAGACCAAGCUGCUGACCCAGUACGUGCUGAGCCUGGCCAAGUACGACCAGAACUAUGAUAUCCGGGACCGGGCGCGCUUCACCCGGCAGCUCAUCGUCCCCUCGGAGCAGGGUGGGACCCUCAGCCGCCAUGCCAAGAAGCUCUUCCUGGCACCUAAGCCAGCCCCGGUCUUGGAGUCAUCUUUCAAAGACCGGGACCACUUCCAGCUGGGCUCACUGUCCCACCUGCUCAAUGCCAAGGCCACAGGCUACCAGGAGCUCCCAGACUGGCCGGAGGAAGCCCCAGACCCAUCUGUGCGCAACGUGGAGGUGCCCGAGUGGACCAAGUGCUCGAAUCGGGAGAAGAGGAAGGAGAAGGAGAAGCCUUUCUACUCCGACUCUGAGGGGGAGUCGGGCCCCACAGAGUCUGCAGACAGUGAGCCAGCGUCUGAGAGUGAAUCGGAUAGUAAGAGCAGCAGCGAGAGUGGCUCCGGGGAGUCCAGCAGUGAGUCUGAUAAUGAAGACCAGGAGGAAGAUGAGGAGAAAGGCGGAGGCAGUGAGAGUGAACAGAGUGAGGAGGAAGGUGAGAAGAGGAAGAUGAAGAAGAGAAAGAAGGCGCCGGCGGGCCGGGGGGAGGGCUCGUCCUCAGACGAGGACAGCGAGUCCAGCAGCAGCUCCUCGGAGUCCGAGGAGACGUCGGAGUCCGAAGAGGAGCAGGCAGAGCCCGCCUCCUGGAAGCGGAAGACGCCUCCCAGUAGCAAAAGUUCCCCGGCAGCCAAGGAGGUCUCCCUGCUGGACUUGGAAGACUUCACCCCUCCCAGUGUCCAGCCCGUGUCGCCCCCCACCGUUGUGUCUGCCAGUCUCGCUGCUGACCUGGAGGGCCUGACGCUCACAGACACCUCCCUGGUGCCCUCGCUGCUGAGCCCCGUGUCUGGAGUCAGGAGGCAGGAGCUGCUGCACCGGGUAGCUGGCGAGGGGCUGGCUGUGGACUAUGCCUUCAGCCGCCAGCCUUUCUCUGGUGACCCCCACAUGGUAUCCGUGCACAUCUACUUCUCCAACAGCUCAGACACCCCCAUCAAGGGCCUGCAUGUGGGCACCCCUAAGCUGCCCGCCGGCCUCAGCAUCCAAGAAUUCCCUGAAAUCGAGUCUCUGGCACCUGGAGAAACCGCCACUGCAGUGAUGGGCAUCAAUUUCUGCGACUCAACCCAGGCAGCCAACUUCCAGCUGUGCACCCAAACCCGGCAGUUCUACGUCUCCAUUCAGCCUCCUGUUGGGGAGCUGAUGGCCCCCGUGUUCAUGAGUGAGAAUGAGUUCAAGAAGGAACAGGGAAAGCUGACGGGCAUGAACGAGAUCUCAGAGAAGCUCGUGCUGCCGGAUGCCUGUCGGAGCGACCACGUCGUGGUGCAAAAAGUGACGGCCACUGCCAACCUGGGUCGAGUCCCUUGUGGGGCAGCUGAGGAGUACAGGUUUGCAGGAAAGACCCUGACCAGCGGGAGCCUGGUGCUGCUCACCCUGGACGCCCGGCCGGCCGGAGCUGCCCAGCUGACCGUCCACAGCGAGAAGAUGGUGAUUGGCACCAUGCUGGUGAAGGACGUGGUGCAGGCCCUGAGCCGGUGACUCCCAAAUGCCAGCACCUCGGCUCACCUCCCCUGCCCGUGACAAGCAGGCUGUCUCUGUUUCUCUCCCUCUCAGCCUCCACACCAGCUAGCAUCCAAGGGUCCCCUCCCCCCUCCCAUGGGUUUCCUGGUGACCCCCAGCUCCCUGUAGCUGUGUAUGUAGCAGAGUCUUAAUAAAGUAUGUUCUCGCACA